UCGAUAUUGAAACGAGUUUCUGUGCGUCUGUUUCUUGGUCACAAUUAGUAUGAUGGGGCCCGUGAGACCACAAGAUAGACAUCUCUCCGGCCGGGCUUCUCAUGUUGAUUUUUCAUCGAACGUCUAACAAAAGGACUCGCUUUAAUCUCCAAUCAACUUUGCGCCCACCACACACACACACUCCGAUCUGUAAAGAGCAAUACUUUUUCUGUUUUUUUAUUCUCUUUUCUUUAAUACUUUGUUUUCCCAGAUGGAAAACGAGCAUUUUCUCGCCUCCCAAACACGGCCCCAACUCCAACCAAUCAUCGAACGUCAUGAUUGUUCCUCAUCCUUCAGAGUCCCGCAGUCCCAAGACCCACAAUCCUCCUCAUCAUCAUCAUCCCAACUCGGAGCCCCGAGUACCCGCAUGAAGAAACCGGGUGGUCUGCACCGGUGCAAGACAGCUCCAGCCAUGACCGUCAUGCGAGAGCUCAAAACAGAGACACCCCAGAUUCCGAAGCCACAGUCCGAGUCGAGCUCCAUCAUCAGGCAAGCUAUUUUCUUGCUUUUGAUAUAUCUCUCUUUUGGAGUUUUGAUAUACUCUUCCAACACUGAACACUUCUCGGGUGUAGAAACCCACCCGGUUGUCGACGCGCUUUAUUUUUGUGUAGUCACGAUGUGUACCAUUGGUUAUGGCGACAUAGCUCCGCUAACACCAGCUACAAAACUCUUUGCUUGUGCGUUUGUGUUGGUGGGUUUUGGUUUCAUAGAUAUUUUGCUUAGUGGGGUUGUGAAUUAUGUGCUAGAUUUGCAAGAGAACAUGAUCUUGGCUGGGAUUCACAUGGGUAGAAGAAGAUCCCAUCAGGGCUUUUCUGCUAGGGACUAUAUUGUUGAUGUAGCAAAGGGUAGGAUGAGAAUUAGGCUCAAGGUUUGUUUGGCUCUUGGUGUGGUGGUGUUGUGUAUUGGGAUGGGAGCAUUCGUGUUGUAUUUUGUGGAGGAUUUGGAUUGGAUUGAUUCGGUUUAUUUGUCGGUUAUGUCUAUUACGACAGUUGGGUAUGGCGAUAGGGCCUUCAAGACGCUUCAGGGGCGGUUGUUCGCCUCCGUUUGGCUUCUGUUUUCGACGUUGAUGGCGGCGCGGGCGUUUCUGUAUUUGGCGGAGGCGAGAAUUGAUAAGAGGCACAGGAGAAUUGCCAACUGGGUGCUUCAAAGGGAUAUAACAGUUGGGGAUUUGCUUGCGGCCGACAUCAAUAACACUGGUUUCAUCAGUAAAUCAGAGUACAUAAUUUACAAGCUCAAAGAGAUGGGAAAGAUAGGGGAGAAAGAUAUAUUGCAGAUCUGCAAUCAUUUCAGUAAGCUUGAUCCCAACAACUCUGGGAAGAUUACGCUGCCUUAUCUUUUGGAGAAUCACUUGUGACGGUGAGAAAGUGAUUGCUGCUUGUUUCUAUUCUUUUUCUCAUUCUAGGAGAAGAGGUGAAAUUGCGGGAGGGAGGCCUGAGUAUUUCCUCCUUUCCUCCCACUUCAUGUACUGUAUAUUGCCCUGCCUCGCAAAGAUGGUAGUGGAUUGAUAUUAGGUCAAACAAACUUUUGCAUAAAGGAAUGUACGUUUGUAAAGUGUAUAAAUCUUGUCAGAUUUUUUUCCCCUCUUC
This is a messenger RNA of Corylus avellana, 1625 nucleotides long. It is a transcript of the gene KCO5, whose product is annotated as Ca2+ activated outward rectifying K+ channel 5. Lineage: Eukaryota; Viridiplantae; Streptophyta; Magnoliopsida; Fagales; Betulaceae. Gene Ontology annotation, molecular function: potassium ion leak channel activity; outward rectifier potassium channel activity. Gene Ontology annotation, cellular component: plasma membrane; plant-type vacuole membrane. The record is from RefSeq and is a predicted model, not a curated record. Gene Ontology annotation, biological process: potassium ion transmembrane transport; stabilization of membrane potential.